AUGGCAAUCUCCGAGAUACCAGAAAAAGGUAGAUCCGGUUAUAACAAGAAGAAGGCAGUUCUCAUUAUAGCGCUUUCGGUUUCUUCAGCAGCAAUGCUUGUGUCUGCAGUAGCAUAUGCUUGUAGAAAGAAAAUGAAAAGGCCUCACAAGAAAGGACGAGGGAACAGGUGGCAGACAUUUGAUAAGGAUAAAGUUGAGAUGGAAAACUUUGGUGAAUUACCAUUUUUCAGCCUGUAUAGAAUAGCAAAGGCUACUAAUAACUUUAGCAUUGACAAUCAGAUUGGAGAAGGUGGUUUUGGUCCAGUUUACAAGGGUGUGUUGGAAGACGGAAAAGUAGUAGCUAUAAAGCGGCUCUCAGAAACAUCCCAACAAGGACACGAAGAGUUCCAGAAUGAAGUCAUUUGUAUCGCCAAACUUCAGCAUCGGAAUCUUGUGAAGCUCCUUGGAUAUUGCAUUCAUGGAAAUGAAAAGAUUCUAAUUUAUGAAUACAUGGAUAACAAAAGCUUGGACUCGUUUCUAUUUGAUGAAACUAGAAGUUCAAUGCUUGAUUGGCCUCAACGCUUUAACAUCAUACAUGGUAUGGCACGAGGUAUUCUUUAUUUACAUCAAGAUUCCCGCCUCCAAAUCAUCCAUAGAGAUCUCAAGGCAGGAGAGGAUGCCACGGCUAAGACAAAGAAGGUGGUUGGAACACAUGGAUACAUUUCUCCAGAGUAUGCAAUACAUGGACGUUUCUCAAUAAAGUCAGAUGUAUUUAGCUUUGGUGUUCUUGUGCUAGAGAUAGUAAGUGGGAAGAAAAAUAAAGAAUUCUCUCAUGAGGCUCGUAGUGACAACCUUCUUGGACAUGCAUGGAGACUCUAUAAGGAAGGCAAGUCCAUUGAACUCAUGAGUGUGUCUUUACGCAACUCAUGUGUCGUCUCUGAAAUACAACGAUCAAUACAUAUUGGAUUAUUGUGUGUUCAACAUCAUCCAGAAGAUAGGCCAACUAUGUUAUCAGUGGUUCUUAUGCUCAUAAGCGAUGGUGUAUUGCCUCCACCUAAACAACCAGCCUUUUUCACCGAAGAAAGCAAUGGUUUACUUAACUCUGUUUCAUCAUUGGAUGAUGAAUACAUGAUAACACUAUUGUAUCCUAGAUAAAUGGCCAUAUGUUCUUGGGUUCAAUAGCUUCAAUUGCCUUGUUCAACCUUUUUAGACAAGACAUAACAUCUUAACUUUGUGUCAUGAACGCCAAUCUCAAUCUUAGUUUAGAUGCAUAAUACUACACGCAAUAUAACAAAAGUGGUAUGAAAAACUUUAAAAUGAAGUUG
Molecule: messenger RNA, 1304 nt
Organism: Lactuca saligna
Lineage: Eukaryota; Viridiplantae; Streptophyta; Magnoliopsida; Asterales; Asteraceae
Source: the annotation of a GenBank genome assembly